GCCACGCCCACCUGCCCGCUCCGACCUAACCUGCCAUCAGCCAACUCCAGCUCUGAAGAGUGGCCCGGCCGGCUGCACCCAAGGGUGCCGGGCAGAACCUCCCUGGGAACCUCAGGCCUCCCCCCAGCUCGGACCCCCUUCGCCAUGGGCAACGCCAACUGUGUCCCCCAGGCCCGCUUCCGAGCCUCCUUCAGGAAAUCCUCGCUGAAAGGAAAAAAACAGGAAAGCCUAAGGCGUCGCGGGGGACUGUUCGGAAGCGAGAGCAGCCAAGAUGGGGACACCCAAGCCACGGACAAGAUUCUGUAUUUCAUCCCAGGCACGGACAUCCCAAACCUGGACAGUCACAAGGAAAAUGUGGACCAACCGUUGCUCAGUGUGUUCAAAAAGAGCCGGCAGAAAAUGCCCGUAAGGAACCUCGGGAAGAUUAUCCACUACUCCAAAGUCAAGUUCAAGUUCCAGCACUGUGCAGAUGUCUAUGAUUGCUACCUGGAGCUGUUCCCCUCCUGUCUGUACUUCCAGGCUCAUGGUUCCAGCGGCCUCACCUACCAGGUGCUGCUGCCACUGACAGAGCUGAAGGUCUCUAGGCUAGAGAUGGAAGGACAACACGCCUUCCAGAUCAUGGGGCCCCUGCCGUCCCCUCUCCUGGUGUUCUGUCCCAGUGAGGAUGAGCUCCAUCAAUGGCUCUACCACCUGGAGAAGCAGAUGGACCUCAUGAAGAGACCCCCGUGGCCAUCUUUCCAGGACUCUGCAAGGGAGAAUCAUCUCUGCCCUCUUCCUUGGGCCCUCCAGCACUACCCAGUUCAUCACUGGGAAGGAACCAGUCGAGAGACUCUGGGAGAUGUGGUCUGCGCCUCCCGAGUGAAAAUACAGCAUCUGCCUUCCCAGGACCUCCACGAUCGGAUUCUGGUUCUCUAUCCAUCUACAUUGGUCAUCCUGUCAGAGGACUCUGAUGGACUGAACUUCAAGGGGGAGCUUCCGCUCAACUCCGUCCAGCUCAACUUUGAAGAGAGCGAGAAACAGAUCCGGUCCUUCCUGAUCGAGGGCCGCCUCAUCAAUACCAUCCGCGUGCUCUGUGCCAACUAUGAAGACUACCAAGACUGGUUGCUUUGUUGGCGAACUGUGCGCCUCAAAAAGGGGGGCUCCUCCACCCGCUCGGGCCCCGAGAGCUUCCAGGGGCCACGGCCACCCCUCCCCGCACAGUUCUCAGUCAGCGGGCGAGCGUCCCUUACCUCCGAUGGCCGGACCAACUCCUGGGCAUCCACGGGGGCCCCAUCCACUUCCUCCCACGCCAGCAGCUCCCUCCCCGACCACCCCAUGCUGCCCAGGAACUAUCCUGGGGGUGGUGACGGCACCCCCCAGCGGGACCAGAGCCAUGGCAACCCCGGCAGCUCCAGCUUGGGAAGGCGUCGGGCAGAACUGAGACGCAAGGGCAGCGGCCGCUCAUCCAAGGGAAAAGGAACAGGGCAGCCCAAGGGAGAGGAGCCGGCCCUCCGGGUUCCCCUGCAUCUAGACCUGGGUCUCACCAAUCUAAACCAGAGGAGCCUGGAGGGCAGCGAGGACGCCGCUGCUGACAGCCCAGAGAAGCCCCAGUCCCCUUUGUACGCUGACCCUUACACCCCGACCUCCACCACCCACAUCAAGCUCAGGGACGUCACUGGUGAGUUUCUGGAGGCGUUCAAGAGCUGUGCAGUCCAGGAGCCACUGAACACCUUCCCCACCGCCCCCGUCUCCGUCCCCGUCCCGUCCCCCAGCUCACAUCCCCUUCAGAAAAAGCCGGCCCCUCAGCACUGGGAGUCUCAGAGACAACGAGGCUCCUUCAAAGUCCGGGGAGUUGGUCUUCUGGAGCCUUCCCGACCUCACCAGGUCCGGGUCUCCCCGCCAAAGGAAGGUUCCCCCAAACCUCAGCUUCGACUCUCAGGUGGCAGCUCCCCCAGAAGGAAGGCCGGGGAGUCGGAGCGAUCUUCCUCGGAGCCCUCCGGCAGCCAGAGGGACUUCAGUUAUGACAACAUCUGGGACAAAGCAGGGCCACCCCCCGCUUCUCGCCACCAGUGGCCCCGUCCCCCCGCCCCAGAGGCUGCAGGGAGAUUGCCUCAGUGGAUCUGAGCUGGCCCGGACUCUCUCGCCAGUCAAAGCAGGGACAGAAGGAAGCCGGGCCCGCGGGCCUGCAGCCCCGGCUUGUACUCAGGGGCGCUGCUCUGGAUUUCGGGGGUCAAGGUGAAUGAAGCUCCGGACUUCAGUCUGCUUCUCUUCCCCGCCCCGGUAGUGUCGGGAGGGCUCGGCAGGUGGGACCUCAGCGCCCCGAGACCCAGCCUCUCCCCCAGGGAAGGAGAAGCCCUCUCUCUGCCCGCUGCUGCCUUUGCCCACUUAGCAUGACAUCUGAGACCCACGUGUGGAGGCUGGGCCCCUUUGUGAACUCGCACCAGAACCUGCCGACCCAGGUCCUCCCACACUGGCUGGAAGGGCCCGGGACAUGAGGACGCAGCCAGAGAAUCGUAGCAGAGUCUGGGUCCCUCGGUGGGGAUGGGGGGGAAGCAUCCCAUCAAUGGCUGCUACUGUUACCGCUCCUAUCCCCCCCUUCCCAUCUCCUCCUUUCCUGACCUCGCUCUGGGGGCGCGGAUCCUCAGUGUAUCCCAGUCUGUGGCCCUUCCCCCUUCCUCCUACUCCUGCGGGACCCAAAUCAGUGGCACCCCCUGGUGGCUGUGCUGGUGAUUAGAACUGUUUCUUCAGAGGAAAAUUACGAGGGAGGGAAGGUUUGGGAAGGGGCGGGGGUCACUGAGAGUGAGAGGGACAGAGACAGGAAACGGCAGCAGGUUUGGAACCCGAGUCUGUAUCCCACUGGAAUCCACUGCUCCAGAAAGAGAUUGCAGGGAAUAGCCUGGGAUGGAGGUAGAGGGGGGAAAGGUGUGGGUGUGUUUGGGAAUGUGCAAGAGAAUCACCCAUCAGCCCAAUCUGAGGUUCCUGUGGGGGAGGCGGUCAGUGAGGGUCACUGGAUAGUGGGGGAGAAGGGGAAGUUGGAUGAGAAUGAGAGGCAACGAGAGGGAAGGGCAGUGAGGGCCAGAAGGGGCAGCAAGAGCUAGAAAGGAGAACGAGGGCCAGAAGGGGCAGCGAGGGCCAGAAAGGGAAGCAAGGGCUGGAAGGGAGAACGAGGGCCAGAAGGGGCAGCGAGGGCCAAAAGGGGAAGUGAGGGCCAGAAGGGGCAGCAAGAGCUAGAAGGGAGAACGAGGGCCAGAAGAGGUAGCAAGGGCUGGAAGGGGCAGCAAGGGCUGGAAGGGAGAGCGAGGGCCGGAAGGGGGAGCGAGGGCCGGAAGGGGGAGCGAGGGCCAGAAGAGGCUGCAAGAGCUAGAAGGGGCAGCAAGGGCCGGAAGGGGGAGCGAGGGCCGGAAGGGGGAGGGAGGGCUAUAAGGGGCAGCGAGGACCAUAAGGGAGAGUGAGGGCUGUAUGGGGGAGCGAGGGCCAUAAAGGGCAGCAAGAACUGUGAGAAGCAGUGAGCAGUAAGGGACAGAAGGGUUAAUGAGAGCUAUAAGGGGAAGCGAGUAGCAAGGGCCAUGAGGGGAACCAAGGGCCAUGAGGGGCAGCAAGGAUCAUAAGGGGCAGCAAGGACUAUAAGGGAGAACGAGGGUCGUAAGGGAAAGCAAGUACUGUAAGAGAUAGUGAGCAGCAAGGGCCAGAAGGGGCAGUGAGCUAUGACGUUAGUAGGAGGCUGCAGAAUUGGGGCCGGGGCAGUGAAGAGCUGUAAACAGAAAAGGGUCACUGGUUUCUCUCAGUUCUGGCUAGGGCCUAAGGAUUGAGUAAGGACAGGUUAGACAGACGCUACAGACCCCUCCCCUAUAUUCCCUUAAAAUGAGCCAGGACAGGAUUGAGGAGACCUCUGGAAGGGGGGACGGGUUUUUCUGCCUUCAGCAAAGUCCCCCAUCCCCAGCCACUCCCAGAGAGGCAGGAGGGACUCUGGGCUUCCUGAGUGAUCCCUGUCCACUGGAUUCAGCUUGUGUCACAGGGUGGCUUCUGGGUAAUGGGCCAUAAUCCUCACAAUGGGGUCUGGGGGAGGGGAUGGAGCUGAUCCUGGGGAAAUCAACCCAUCAACCCAGAAAUAGAAAAAAAAUUUAUUGUCA
Molecule: messenger RNA, 4109 nt
Organism: Antechinus flavipes (yellow-footed antechinus)
Lineage: Eukaryota; Metazoa; Chordata; Mammalia; Dasyuromorphia; Dasyuridae
Gene: PLEKHN1
Product: pleckstrin homology domain containing N1
Exons: 16
Coding region: 145-2103 (652 amino acids)
Biological process (GO): 3'-UTR-mediated mRNA destabilization; positive regulation of apoptotic process; response to hypoxia
Cellular component (GO): mitochondrial membrane; cytoskeleton
Molecular function (GO): phosphatidic acid binding; cardiolipin binding; phosphatidylserine binding
Source: RefSeq, a predicted model, not a curated record